CCGACCAGUGUCAAUUCAGUUCGAGUCGGAUCGUCGCGCAGAAUAGACGCACAUUGCCCAUCGUCCCCGUACGGGCUGUUGUAUAAACUUCCUCUAUACAGUAACGAGAAGCGUUCUCCCAUAAACGUGAAGCAAGUUCUUUAAUUGCGGUGGACGUGUGUGUAAAGUGGAGCGAAGCAACGGACCACGGCGAGCAACGUUCCAUUGCUGAUGCGAAGAGAAAAAGCGCAGCAGCAGAUACCAAGAAUCGACGAAUGGUGUGUGUGGUGGCAUAGAAGGCGAAGAACAACAUGAAAAUUAUAACAACCUCUUGCUGCUCCAGCGGAGCCGUGUGAAAUGAACUGAAUAAUAAAGGCCGAAGAGAGCUGGAAGAAAUAUUAAUGUCUCAAAUGAAGAGCAAUCGAAGGAAAAAAGCAGUGAAUAUAUUCGAGAGAAAAAUGAAAUAACAGUGCAGCGAUAGUUUGGUGAAAUAUUUGAAAAUCGUGCUCUUUCCCCAUUGGCCAAGAUUUGUGUUUCGUCGUUACGGUUCCGUUUCCGAGUUUUGCAACGAGAAGAAAAAAAAAUCGAUAACACAACAACCCCGGAGAGUUCGUUCGGUGUUAACGGCGGCUCCAGUGUAAAAGUGUGCCAGAAGGGAGCAAAGCAAAGUUCAAAAAUGUUUAAUUUAUGAUAUUGAAACACGUAGUUUAGAGUGCACGUUAAGCGGUUACCCCGUGAAGAUCCCAUAGGCAAAUAGUUGAAGAGCCUUCCGCGGUAGUGUCUCCUGGACGGUGAGAAGAUGGAAUGCUCCAGGACUUUGGCAGUAGUGCUGGCGCUGCUAAUAUCGCUUGCGGCAGUGUCGGGGUCACAGUGCAACUGGGAAUAUGAAAAAUCAAGUGUGACCUGCAGAUUGCGGACACUCGAGCGCACUGGAUUGGACCUGCAAGGUGCCGAGGGAACCACUCGGCUCGACAUUCAAUGCAGUGAAUUGAUCCUGUUUGAAAGUCAAUUAUCGCCGAAUUCCUUCAUGCGGUUGUCGAGCCUAAGUGAACUGAAAAUCGAAUCGUGUAAACUGCUGCAUCUUCCGGAGGGCGCAUUCGAAGGGAUGCUGGCCCUCAAGAAACUCAGUGUGAAUACUAGAAACUAUGAGUGGGGUGCCGGUAAAGUGUUAGAACUGCAGCCCUCAUCCAUGAAAGGACUGAAAGAACUGCAAAAUUUGGACUUGAGUGAUAACAACAUCCGUGCGCUUCCGGACGGUUUCUUGUGCCCGCUUACGAAUCUUAAAGUGCUUAAUUUGACGAACAAUCGAAUUCGAUCAACCGAAAGCCUAGGACUCUCGGGCAAAACGUGUAGUGGUGGAUCUGAGAUACAAACCUUGAACCUUAGUUACAAUGAAAUUAUGCGGAUUCCUGAAAAUUGGGGUGUGUCACGAUUGCGACGUCUGCAGCAUCUCAACCUAGAGUACAACAACAUCACCGAGCUGCAUGGCGAAGCUCUAGCUGGGUUGAGUUCACUUCGAACGCUCAAUUUAAGCUACAAUCACCUGGAAACGCUUCCAGCCGGACUCCUUGCGGGAUCCCGGGAGCUGCGAGAAAUCCACCUGCAAGGCAAUCAGCUCUAUGAACUCCCACGAGCUGUGUUCCAUCGUCUAGAACAGCUGUUAGUUCUGGAUUUGUCCCGAAAUCAACUAUCGUCGCAUCACGUCGACAAUGGCACAUUCUCCGGAUUGAUACGCCUGGUGGUACUGAACCUUGCUCAUAAUGCCCUCACUCGCAUCGAUUCCAAAACAUUCAAAGAGCUGUACUUCCUCCAAAUCCUAAACCUUCGCAACAACUCCAUCGGCUACAUCGAGGACAAUGCCUUUCUUCCUCUGUACAAUUUACAUACGCUGAAUUUGGCUGAAAAUCGACUUCACACGCUAGACGACCGGCUCUUUAAUGGGCUGUACGUGCUGUCGAAGCUUACCCUAAAUAAUAAUCUCAUCAGCAUAGUGGAGCGCAAUGUGUUCAAGAACUGCUCCGAUCUGAAAGAGUUGGACAUAAGCUCUAACCAGCUCACCGAAGUGCCACACGCCAUCCGCGACUUAUCCGUGCUGCGUACGCUGGAUUUGGGUGAAAAUCAAAUUAACUAUAUUGAAAAUGGAACGUUCGCCAACCUGAACCAGCUAACCGGGCUUCGCAUGAUUGAAAAUCAGAUUGAAAAUAUUACCAUUGGCAUGUUUACGGAUUUGCCCCGGCUUAGCGUGCUGAACCUGGCGAAAAAUCGUGUGCAGAACAUUGAGCGUGGCUCGUUCGAUAAAAAUCUGGACAUCGAAGCGAUACGACUGGAUGGCAAUUUCCUGAACGAUAUAAACGGCAUUUUCGCUACACUUUCAUCGCUGCAGUGGUUGAGCCUGGCGGAAAAUCACCUGGUGUGGUUUGACUAUGCAUUCAUCCCGAUCAAUCUCAAGUGGUUAGACAUCCACGGUAAUUACAUCGAGUCGCUGAGUAACUAUUACAAACUCCAGGAGGAAAUCAAAGUGAAAACUUUGGACGCAAGCCAUAACCGACUGACCGAUAUUGGCCCGAUGAACGUUCCAAACAGUUUGGAGCUGCUAUUUGUCAACGAUAACCACAUUAGCACCAUUCACGCGAACACCUUUAUCGAUAAAAUUAAUUUGCAGCGCGUUGAUCUGUAUGCUAAUUCGUUGAAAAAGCUUCAGCUGCAUCAGUUGCGUGUGGCGCCACAGCCUAUCGAUAAACCACUGCCAGAGUUCUAUCUCGGGGGAAAUCCAUUUGAGUGUGAUUGCUCUAUGGAGUGGAUGCAGCGGGUGAACAAUUUGACAGCUCGCCAGCACCCGAAAAUCAUGGAUCUACCGAAUGUGGAAUGUAUCAUGCCGCAUGCCCGAGGCUCACCGAUUAGACCGAUCGUUUCCCUCAAACCGAAAGACUUUCUGUGUAAAUACGAUACUCACUGUUUCGCCCUGUGCCAUUGCUGUGAUUUCGACGCAUGUGACUGUGAGAUGACCUGUCCGACCAAUUGUACGUGCUAUCAUGAUCAAACCUGGGGAACGAACGUGGUCGAUUGUGGCAACCAGCGAGCAACACUUUCCAAACCGGUUCCGAUGGACGCUACCGAAGUGUAUAUGGACGGUAAUGACUAUCCGGAGCUGCAAAACCAUGCCUUUAUCGGUCGCAAAAAUCUUAAAGUGCUCUUUGCCAAUGCGAGCAAGAUUAUCACUAUUCAAAAUCGUACAUUCGCCGGACUAACUGCGCUGCAGGUGCUCCAUCUGGAAGAUAACGCUAUCCAAAAGAUUGACGGUUAUGAGUUUGAAAAUCUCGGCCUUCUGAAGGAGCUCUAUCUGCAGAACAACGUGAUUUCCGUGAUCGCCAACAACUCAUUCGCACCGUUGUACUCACUGCAGGUGCUGCGUAUCGAUGGCAACCGGUUAACCACGAUUCCGAUGGCACAGCUCCAGGCAUCGCAGCUGCAAAGCCUGCAGGCUCUUUCACUGGGGCGUAAUAACUGGAGCUGCCGCUGCCGGUUCAUGCAAGAACUCACCUCGUUCGUGGCCGACAAUGCCGUCAUUAUCCAAGAUGUGCAGGACAUCUACUGCUCGAGCAAUGGCAUUUUUCGCGGACUAGACUUCAACGUAUCGGCCAGCUGUAGCGAUUACUUUGCUGGAAGCUCGGUCCUACCGGAUCGAUUAUCGGAGACACAUAUUUUCUUCCUAGCCGCUGCACUAAUUAUCGCUUGUUUGUUGGUGUUCGUGCUGAUGAUGUUUAUUUUUCGUGAACCGUUAAGAUUCUGGCUGUUCUCACGGUACGGCGUGCGAGUGUUUGGCCCACGAUGUGAAGAUUCGGAAAAGCUCUACGAUGCCAUUUUUAUCUAUUCAGCCAAAGAUGCCGAGUAUGUUGCAAGGAACAUUGCUGCUGAUCUGGAAAAUGGCCGCCCACCGUUGAGAUUAUGUUUGCAGCACCGAGAUCUUUCAGAGGAUGCGACACAUUUGCAACUUUUGGAAGCAUCUCGAGCGUCUCGCAGAAUAGUGAUGUUAUUGUCACGCAAUUUUCUGCAAACCGAGUGGAGCCGAUGCGAACUGCGGAGGGCAAUUCAUGACGCGCUUAGAGGAAGACCUCACAAACUAGUGGUUCUCGAAGAAGUUGGCGUGAUUCUGGAAGCGGAAAACGACGUCGAACUAGUUCCUUACCUUAAGACCACCACUGUAAAUAGAAUAAAACGAAGCGAUCGGCAUUUCUGGGAGAAGCUUCGGUACGCUCUACCGGUGGAUGAGCCGUACCGAGGCAACAACUACACCAUCGAUCAUCACGAGCGAGUGAAGCAAACUGCCAGUGCCGGUGUCAUGUUCCGGCAAGCCCCGCCGGCCUACUGUCCGGAGAUCGACGAAGCAAACUACUCGUCGGCGACAACGGCCACCCCUAGUCCACGGCCGUCUCGCCGAGGUAUGGUGGAGCUUCCUCAGCGGCCACCUAGUGAACAUAUCUACUCUAGCAUCGAUUCCGACUACAGCACGCUGGAGUGCGAAAACAUGGUUCCUGGAGUGCAUCGCCCAUCGACGUGGCGGUCGGGAGGUCCCGGUGCUAACAUGGGUGUCAUGUCCGGGCAAAACACCGUCCCCCAUGGACAUCAUGUGCAGGCGUAUCUCGUCUAGGGGCGGCUGAAAUCGUCGCAUACGAUGACGACGAGGGCUCGAAAAAGAAAUAGUCAAGUGAUGAAGUAGUUUGUCAGUGUAAAUAUACGUAGUUGUACAAUACUAGCGCUAUGAAGAAAUGAAUUUAAAAGCUGCAGUUGUCAGUAAGAGAAUUACAAAGUGCUAAAUUAUGUAAAAAGUUGAAACUCGGAGUAUUAAAAAAUGCGCGUUGUUAGACGAAAAGUGAGGAGCAUCAAAGCAAGUGAAGACGAGAAGAAAAAUAUUUGUGAUAUUGUAUUUUAUAAGUUUUAAAUAAUGACGCAGAAAAAUGACAACAGAAAUAAUAACGCUGGAUAGAAAUGCCGAAUACUAUGUACGGAAAAAAUGCUACAAAAAUACUAUUACCACUACUUACUACUAUCGCAGCAACAAAUCCACAAACAUUCACACAUACGAACGCAGCAAACAAGAAAAUAACUAGCCAUAAUAGUUUCUACGAAUGCAGAGAAAGGUAAUAACAGAAAAUUAUAAUUUAUUCAAGUUCAAAAUGCCAACGUUCCAAAUAAAUGUAUGUUUUGAAAAAACACAAUCGAACUCGAAAUCAAAAAAUCUUUCCCAACACUUUCUUCGAUUAACCCUAUUAAGUUUGUGUUUUUGUUCUGACCGCAUGAAAGUGUGAUUGAUAAUACGUGUCUGUGUAGUUUACGUUUCGAUUUGAAUCGUUUAUUUAAAUUAUUUAUUGCUAUUUAACUGACAGACAACUCUCUUUUUUUCUGUACGUGCGCAAAAAAUCGAAAUGUAAUAGCGCCGUGAACUGUUGGUUCUAGUGCAUAGGGCUUUUUGCUAAAGAUAGAGGCGUUGCAGGAACGGAACACGAAAGGGACUGAUAUGAGCGAAUAUUAGUGUUAAUAUUGAAUGAGCAAACAAACGCGCCGACGUAGGAUAGUUGAAAAGGGAAGAAUUAUUUUUUCUGUGUAAAUAUUGAUGCCUGCAAAUCUGUCAGAGAUGGCAAACACAAAACUAUGUAAAAAGUAUUAUCGUUAAGGCUAGGAGGGCGAAGAAGGCAGUUAGAAAAGCUGACGCAAAAAAUCUAUCAUAAAGAAAAACAAACUGAAGCAGAUUAUUAGUAAGAAAUAAUAAAACAGAGCAAAUCGUGUGACCAGACUGACUAAUUAAAAUGUUACACUUUACCUGUGUAUAGAAAUGUAAAUCAGAUUAUUAAAUGACAAAACACAACACAUGAAAUUAAAAAGCUUCUUUUCUGUGAGUCAAAAGCAAGAGCUACACAAAAAUCUAUAUUGAAAAUCGAGAAAAAAAAAAUGAAUAAAACGAAAAAAUUAAUUAAUCAAUAUAAAA
Messenger RNA from Aedes albopictus (Asian tiger mosquito), 5962 nucleotides. RefSeq names its product toll-like receptor 7 (gene Toll-7). Bases 779 to 4627 code for a protein of 1282 amino acids. Gene Ontology annotation, molecular function: protein binding. The transcript has a single exon. The record is from RefSeq and is a predicted model, not a curated record. Lineage: Eukaryota; Metazoa; Arthropoda; Insecta; Diptera; Culicidae. Gene Ontology annotation, biological process: signal transduction.